This is a messenger RNA of Didymosphaeria variabile, 972 nucleotides long. RefSeq lists its product as uncharacterized. Gene Ontology annotation, molecular function: oxidoreductase activity. Lineage: Eukaryota; Fungi; Ascomycota; Dothideomycetes; Pleosporales; Didymosphaeriaceae. The record is from RefSeq and is a predicted model, not a curated record. The transcript has a single exon. Bases 1 to 972 code for a protein of 323 amino acids.
AUGGAACGUAAACGUAUAGCCAUAGUCGGCAGCGGCAUAUCUGCCCUCUCCACUCUCUGGACAUUGCGCAAUACUCCCCACGACAUAACACUUUUCGAAAAAGAAGAUCGACUAGGCGGCCACACCAACACAGCAAUAUGGACGUCGCAGCUCAACCCCUCGCAAAGUACGCCCGUAGACACAGGAUUCAUUGUCCUCAACACCGCCACGUACCCCAACUUCAUCGCCUUUCUCAAAGAGCUUGGCGUCAAAACCAUCGCCUCGGAAAUGACCUUCGGCAUCUCGCGCGACAAAGGCGCAUUUGAGUGGUCCGGGACAUCGCUGGGCGCAUUGUUCGCGCAGAGGGGCAAUGCGCUGCGGCCUUCGUUCUGGCGCAUGAUAUUCGAUAUUGUGCGCUUCAACAUGUUCUCCUUGGAUCUUUUGUCUAGUCCUGCAGCGCCGUCAGACGAACUCACGAUUGGAGAUUACUUGGAAAGAGAAGCAUACUCGGAUGCUUUCCGGGAUGACUACCUCAUUCCGAUGACGGCAUGCGUUUGGAGUACGGGUCCUGAUAAGUGUGCAUUAGAGUUUCCGGCAUUAACGCUCGUGAGGUUUAUGUGGAAUCACCAUUUGUUGUCGACGGUGGCGGAGAGGCCGCCUUGGUUGACGGUUGAGGGAGGGUCAAAAAGGUAUAUUGAUGCUGUGUUGAAGGAGUGCAAUGGAGCAAAAAUUGAAUUGAGCACACCCGUAGAAUCACUGAAGAGGGUGGAUGGAUGUGUCGAGCUGGAGCUAGGGGGAAAAGCGGGUAAGAAGACGGAAAUCUUUGACGAGGUUGUGCUGGCCUGCCAUGGGGAUCAGGCACGGUCGAUCGUGGGCGAUGCUGCAACGCUUGAAGAGAGAAAUAUCCUGAGCGCAUUUGAGACAACCCCGAAUACCGCUUACCUGCAUUCUGAUCUUUCCGUAAGUGAAUUCGAUGUCGUAUCUCUCUCUUAA